ACAUCGGUACUAGUUACGCACCGCUUCGUGUUUGACCAGUUUUUUUUUCCUAUUUUUUUAAUUUAUCAUUCUCCAGUGCAGUGAGCGAUCUCAUGCUGUGCAAUGUUACGGGCACCUACCGAAGGAUUCCUCAAAUAAUGAGAAAAAAAUGUAUCGAACAAUAGCAAGGGAAUGCAGUUUGUUUUGAUUUAGGAUAAUUCGUUGCUGUUAAAAAGCAACAAGAAGGCUUUUAAAACUUGUGAUUCAGAGCAUAAAAUUGCUCAUGCUAGCGGUCAAGAUAAUUACCUCAAAGCUACAGAGAGUCCCUAGUCCAAAGGUGUAAUUCCGAAACAAUAAAGAACUUUCAUCGCCCUUAAAAAAUCAUCCGAUUUAAUCAAUCGAUCUUGCUACAAUUGACCGAACAAAUCAUCAAUCAACAAACAGAGACGCAGGAAAAUAACUGCAAUCCCACUCACAAAACCUAACUUUCACUGCUGUUCCACCCAUCCCACUUCCCCCCAUCCGAACGUUAUAUAAACCCAUUUCGUGCACUAAUUAUCGGUAUCUAUGGCCGAAGUAUUUGACCAUAAAAUGAACCUCUGGAAUUUCAUCCCAAGAAUCUCGACGAUUGUGUACCAAGUGCGCACCAGUGAAAAUCCGAGAAAAUCCUAGGGCAACUGAUUUCGAAGACAAAAAAUCGUUUCCAGGAAACUGAGUUUUUUCCUCUCUUAUUGCUUCACAAUUCAUUAUCUGAUCGUCACGCAGUCGAUUGGUUCAUCAACUGGUUAUUCCGGGAGUUGAGUUCUUCAGUCGUGUAGUGCCUUUGAAAUUGCCGAUAUAGAAUAUAAAAUUGGUGUUUCAAGGCAAUUUCUUCGGACACCUAAUCGGAAGCCUAAUAUGUAUUGUGCAACCUGAGUUGAAGAAAAACAGGAAAAAUGAGAAACGGUCAGGCCCAACAAACGGUAGUGAUGGCACCGCCUCACCUCAACGGAUCGGCGCAGUUCAUUUCCGGCGGAUAUGUCGGUUACAUGCCCCGUCAAUCCUGGCCGUAUCCAUCGGCCCAACAGCAGCAACAACAACAACAACAACAGAGUCCAAGGCGCAACGGUGGCAGACCACUGUCUCACCCACCUCCACCGCCAACGGUGCAACAACGCAACAAUGUCACCAAUGGUAGCCCGCAUCAGCUCAAGAGUAAUUCACUUCCGCGAUCGCGAUUCGGCACGCAAACAAGAAGCACGACGCCCUCGAAGGUAGAUCCCGAGCUGAUAUUUACGAAGCAGGAGAGAAUUGGAAAAGGCAGUUUUGGAGAGGUCUUCAAGGGGAUUGACAACAGGACACAGCAGGUUGUUGCCAUUAAAAUCAUUGAUUUAGAAGAGGCUGAGGAUGAGAUCGAGGAUAUACAGCAGGAGAUUAUGGUACUGUCGCAGUGCGACAGUCCAUAUGUCACGAAAUAUUAUGGAUCCUAUCUUAAGGGCACCAAGCUAUGGAUCAUCAUGGAGUACUUGGGUGGCGGUUCCGCUUUAGAUCUCAUGAAGGCCGGAAGCUUUGAGGAAAUGCAUAUUGCCGUUAUUUUGCGCGAGGUACUCAAAGGCCUUGAUUAUCUCCACAGCGAAAGGAAACUACAUCGAGACAUUAAAGCUGCAAAUGUACUGCUCAGCGAAAUGGGUGAUGUGAAACUGGCGGACUUUGGGGUCGCUGGACAAUUGACAAACACAACGAGCAAGAGGAAUACCUUCGUGGGGACUCCGUUUUGGAUGGCGCCGGAAGUCAUCAAACAAUCGGCCUAUGAUUCUAAAGCGGACAUUUGGUCUCUGGGCAUAACCGCGAUAGAGCUCGCCAAAGGUGAGCCUCCAAACAGUGAACUUCAUCCAAUGCGAGUUCUCUUCUUGAUCCCCAAGAAUAACCCUCCCCAGCUAACCGGAAAUUACACAAAACAAUUCAAAGAGUUUGUCGAAGCCUGCCUCAACAAAGACCCUGAGAACCGUCCCACCGCGAAAGAGCUCCUAAAGUUCCAAUUCAUUCGCAAAGCGAAGAAGAACUCCUAUUUAAUCGACCUGAUCGACCGCUACAAGAAAUGGAAGUCCCAGAGAAGCGAAGAGUCAGAGACUGAAAGUGAGAACUCCGACUCCGAGGACUCCAAACAGGACAGUGAUCUGGAUGAGCCCUGGAUAAUGACUGUGAAAGGUCCUCACGGUGGUAAAUCUCCAAUGAUGCCCGUUUUGCCCCAGAUGGAGGAUCAGCCAACCUUAAGCAAUUCCUUGAGCAAUUCGUUGAGCAAUAAUACCUCCAAUCAUAGUACAGAUAAGGCCCACGCGAAUGGUGGAACAACCUCGCCUCCUCAAGACCCGUUAGAAUCCCCAAUAUUUUAUUACGAUAAUGAAUCUAGAGAUUCAUUACAUGAAACUCUACUCAGAGAUGACAAUACGCCGUCCCAACAGAAUCCAUUGCAGAGUCCAAUGCAAAAAUCAACAGUCUGGUGUGAUACGAGUGAGGAUCGUCAGUUCAGGGACUUUAGACAGCAGAAGAAGCCACAGGUGCGUGAAAAUAAUACACCUAAGGCUCGGAGAAGUAAGCCCGAUGUGCCUGUUGUGCCAAUGGAGGACAAACAGCGACCAAGGAGCUCACAGGAGCCCAAACAUGCUCGCAGUCCUACUCUUAUUUCACUUCUGUUUCCACUUCUUUCGGAACUUCAACGCAAGUAUCAAUAUUCGACGAGGGACAAUAAUGGAGAGGGUACAGGGGGACGAGCUGGUGGAGCUGUCGAGGAGUUGAGGAGUGCGUUCGAGCUAGCUGAACGCACGUCACCCGGAAUUAAUGAGGCGCUGGUUAGGGAAGUUCUCAAGGCCUUGCUACCAGCUAAUCAUUCGGAAAGUAGGUUGUCGCUGAUCAUGGAGAAGAUUACGUUGAGGGAUACGUAGGAGAAGGUUUGGACAAAAGUCCGUAAACGACUGUGGAUUGAAAGCACCUUGACAUUAUGAAUGGAUUCUCGUCUUUCGAUUCGAACUCCAACCAACUGGGAUAUCUCCAAACCCACCACAAGUGUACUUGUGCUUCGACGAAUUCACGAGAGCAAUCGUGUGCCAGCGGUCUAUCCGAAUUCCUGCCUAUAUUUAAAAAAAUCCGAAAACCGAAAAAAAAUACAAAACUGCAAAAAACGUAAAAAAAGUGGAAAAGUUGUGAUGAAAAAAAAAAUAAUAAUAAUGGCUCGGUCUGUGCAGUUGUGCGUUCGUUUAAAAUAAUGCCAGGUUCUCCAUUAUAUUCUCUUCAUUUUAAUUCUUUUCUUUGGUUGUUUGUUUGCACUCGUUAAUGGGUGAGAGGAAAAGUUUUAGGAACGUUUAUCACGUUACGUUUAAACUCGAGCAGCAACCGAGGCUGUUAUAGAGAAAAACGAGGCAAAAAUCCAGGCAUUAUUGUACACUGGAAAUGAAAAGCCAUGUAAAUAUGUAUGUAGCUCGAUAAGAUAUACUUAUUGUUAUGGUCGACAAUGUUUCGACCGAUUUCCCCCUUCCCGUGUACCUCACGCGAGUUCCAACGUGUACGGGAGUUUUGUUCAAAACUAGAAGAAGAGAAAAAAACGUUUAACAAAAUUUAUAGCGUUAAAAUCGUCGGAAGAGUCAUUUUUUUCCUUUUUCCCCAAGUUAUUGACUUUUUGCUAGUGUUAACUAAUUUUUUGUGUUUUAUUUUUUUUUGUUUUAUUCUCCGGUUUUUUUCGCAUUUUCCUUUGAGAGUUAAUGAAGAACUAUUAACGAAUUCAUCGUUUGAAUUUACGUAGAUGGAGGUGGGAUUUGAGGUGAAAGAGUGAAAAGGGAUGGAAGUAAGGGAAAAGUUGGAGGGAUUUGUUGCUGAUGUCUUGAAAAGUCUUGAUAUUUUCUCGUGGCUUCAGUUAUUAUCGGAAGAAUUUUAGAAUUCAGUGAAAUAUGCAUUGAAGUAUGAAAUCAUUAAUUGAUCCAAUACAUGGAAAAUUAAUAAGUGAAGUUUGUAGAGGAAAAUGUCGAAAGAUCUUCUUUCCAAUGACGUAAAUUCUCUACGAAAAAUAUUUCUCGACGUUUUUAUAUAGAUCUAGAAGGUUCAGAGAUAUUGGAAAAAUAAUCCUGAGAAAUUCUUCUAGAUUCUAGGUUCAUCUCUUUUCGCCAUUUCACUACUGAAAUGAAAGUAGGAAAUAUUAAACCAGAAUUUGAAAGGGUGAGAGCGUAGAAAAAUGUCCCCAGUGACAUUACAUAACUGUGAGUUUUAUCAGUACCACGUGUAGUAUUCUGUAAUGAGACUAGUGAAUGGAUAAUUAACAUUUUUGGGAGGUAGAGAGGUAUUUUUUGUGAUUAGCGAGGAUAAUUAAAUGGAAAAUUCAUGAAACUGUAGAUAAUCGAAGGGAGUUAUCAUCAAUUAUUUUAUUAUCUAUCAUUCCUGCUAUCUUAUGAUCUUAACUUAAGUAACUACGAGGAAAAACCACUUCAUUAAUCCAAUUAUCAGUCAUUGUUUAACGGUCAUAGGAGAGUCCUUUAAAAUUUCUAACAUUUCCUCUACCCUCUCACCCUCAUUGUAUUUCGGCUUGUCCUCCUCAAUAUCUACUUAUUAAAAAGAAUUUCAUCCAGAAGGCAAAGAAUGAAAACGAUUCUCAAGUGAAAUUUUUAAAGCAAAUCAGAUAUACAAUGGAAUGUACUUCAUAUUCCCAGGAAUAUCUCAGACAAGAAUCAUUUGAGGUAAAAAUGGCAAAAGAUUUUUUUCGUAGCUGACAAAAUUCUCUUUAGAAAAUGUUUUUUGAUAAUUUUCUCUAACAUGACUACCGAGAUGAUAUGACAAUUUCUUGGCAAAAAAUGCAAAAGAAUAUAGUCUUUUACUGAGUAUGCUAUUGUCUUAGGAACACCAAUUUCAGGAGAAAAAGUCUAAAGACUUUUUAUGGAGCAGAAAAAUUUCUUUAUGAAAAAAUGCUUCUGACAUUUUCCUCCAAGUCCACUUGUUCUCCCGAUAUUUACGAAAACAUUUGCAUGAAAUUUUGUGAUUCAUCUUCAUAUACAAUUUCACUACUGAAUUCCAUUUUGAAUCCCAAUUCUAAUUUUCUAAUCAACUUCCUCUUUGUUCCUCAUAAGUGGCCAUUACUAUUUAUUAUUUUCCGCAAACAUGUCAAGUAGUGUUCAUACGAAGCACUGUGGAAAAUAAAAGAAUUAAAUCUCUUGCAUAUUGAAACCCAUCGAAUAAUCAACAAUUGUAAUUCAGUCGGAUUUAAAAAUCAAGGAGAAGUGAGAAUGAGAGAGUGAGAAAAGCUGUAAAAAAAUGAGAUAGAGACUAACGUGGUAGUAAUAAUGGAGGACAAAAAAUGGGGUAGAUUUGCAAUUUAUGUAUAUAUUGUAUUUUGCAAUCUACGGCUGCGUUGGAAUGUAUUAUAUAUGGUUAAAGGGGUUCAUUCAUAGGAGAUUCCAGUGGGAAAAAAAACACGUAUGAUUAGGUAUUUCGUUUGGACAGGCAUGUACAAAUCUUAAAAGAAAAUGAGAAAACGAAAAUAAUAAAUCUGUAUUGAUUCUAUUUCA
Messenger RNA from Diachasma alloeum, 5504 nucleotides. RefSeq names its product serine/threonine-protein kinase 26 (gene GckIII). The transcript is spliced from 6 exons. Lineage: Eukaryota; Metazoa; Arthropoda; Insecta; Hymenoptera; Braconidae. Gene Ontology annotation, biological process: protein phosphorylation. The record is from RefSeq and is a predicted model, not a curated record. Gene Ontology annotation, molecular function: ATP binding; protein kinase activity. Bases 915 to 2900 code for a protein of 661 amino acids.